AAUAUUUGAGGAAGUGGUUUUGCCAGAAACAGGAAGCCCGGCGCUGCAUUUUAUGAACCAAGAUAAACUCGCACACUGAAUAGAUACGACCCCAACGAGGAAGACUUAUAACUUCCCAAAGCAAAAACCCCAGAGAUCACAACAUGGAGGCUCACCAAGUUUUGCUUCAUUCCUUCAUGUGGACCUGGAUAUUUGUCUUUUUCUUAUUUUCUUUGUGCUCAGGAAUGGACCCACCAACACUCACCCUGGAAACCAGAGUCUUUGUGGCAUUCGCAGGCGAAGAGCUCAACUUUAACUGUACGGUGCUGAAGCCAGCAAACCUAAGCAUCGACUACCUGACGUGUUUCAAUCCUCUCAACAAACAGAUCUUUAGCUGUGACAUCAGGGAGACUGGCAUCAGCCCUCAAUCAUUCAAAUUUACAUUGGAGCUGAAAAACAUGACCAGUUCAGGAGAGUACAGUUGUCAAUAUAAAACCUCCAAAGUGUACUGGUAUCUUCGAGUGACAAAUAAGCAUCCAGUUUUUCCAAGUGACAGCAAAAUGGACUCCGGAAUGUUCUAUAAAAAAGAAAUCAUCAUAGUCGGCUUCUUCACCGGUGUGCUGCUGGUUUUCAGCGUGGUUGGCUCAGUGUAUGUCUUCAGAGGACAUUGGAAAGAAAUCAACACUGAACAUGGCGACAUCGGCCAAAAACAAAAUCAGAACAGAGAAGAAAAUAAUGAAGGAGAGGUGGAGGAAGACAACGUGGAUGUAAUAACAGCUCCGUCUACGUCUUUCUAUGCUAGUCUAGAGACUCGGCCCAGGUCCAUUUAUGAUGUGCUGGACCACUCAGCUGCCAACAGGGAGCCAGGCCCAAGCAAAGCUAACCCCAAGAAAAAGGAACCAAAAGAAACGGUGGUACAGUCCACACAAGACCAGCAGGAAGGCGUAUUUGAGUGUGUCUAUGAGAAUUUUUGAAUCAGAGAUAAACUUUUUCCAACAGAUUGUAAUAUUUUUAUAUCAGUUGCUGAAAUGAUCUCAGUUUGCUUUGCUGUGGCAUCGUCACCUGUUACCAGAAUGUAUUUAGAUGCUUUGAAAAUGACAAAAACACAAUGUAAAAAUACUUUACAUUUACAUAUAAAUUAGUCAAGUAAAAUACAAAAGUAUUAACAGCAAAUGAUAUGCAAAGAAUAAAACCAAAAGUACCCAUUAGGUACAUAAGGUAAAAAUCUGCAUUAUAUUAUUUUGAUAUUUUACUAAUACAGAUGCAUUAACAUUGCAAUGUUUAGUUGCAGUGGAGCUAAGCUAAUAAUAACUAUUUUAUUUAGAGUUGAAUCAUUACCGUAAAAUGUACUGUAUAACAAUGCUGCAUUGUUUGAUUGUUAGACAGGGUUGUCAAUGCAUUACAGGUACAAAAUGUGAAUCUGUAAAGUAACUAUUAACGAGCUGUCAAAUAAAUGAGCUGGA
Anoplopoma fimbria (sablefish) is the source of this 1442-nucleotide messenger RNA. RefSeq lists its product as uncharacterized. Lineage: Eukaryota; Metazoa; Chordata; Actinopteri; Perciformes; Anoplopomatidae. Gene Ontology annotation, molecular function: transmembrane signaling receptor activity. Gene Ontology annotation, cellular component: membrane raft. The record is from RefSeq and is a predicted model, not a curated record. Bases 144 to 953 code for a protein of 269 amino acids. Gene Ontology annotation, biological process: positive regulation of cytokine production; B cell receptor signaling pathway; regulation of B cell differentiation. The transcript has 6 exons.